GAACCAUGGCGGCAAUCACCAGCAAUGCGUCGCGAUUGGAGCCAAUGCGCGGUAUUUCCAUAAUCAUCGAAUCGCCAGAAGUGGCCACAGCAACAGCAGCAACAGCAAUACAAGUAGCAGCAACUGCCAAGAGCAACAGCAACACUGAAAUGUCGCUCAAGUCCCAGGCUGGCAUGUUGCUGGCAUUUGGCGACACACCAGCAGCAGCAGCAGCAGAAGCAACAACCAAAGAUAAUUUGGAAACUAGUUACGACACAGCAGCAACAUCAGCAGCAACAGCAACAGCAACACCAGCGACCACCAAAAUCUAUCCACAAUUGCUGCUGCGCAUUGGCGGAGAAAUUGCCGGUGCAACAGCAACAUCCACAGCAGCAGCAACAGCCAGAGCCACAGUAACCACUACAGCAGCAACAUCGCCGACCAUAAUCAGUUGCAAUGGUGAAAUUGCUGCCAGUCAGCCAGCAGCAACAGCAGCGGACACAGCAGCAACAUUGCAACAUAAUAAUAACACGGUGAAGAUACAGAUUGAAAGCCAGGGUCAGCCGCGAGUUCUGGGCAAGCAGAUCAGUGUGGUGAAGCUGAACGAGGGCCUGGAGGAGAUGCAGUGGACACCGGUGGCCACCUCUGGUCAGUACUCGCCCUGCGAGACCUUGGACAGUGGCACGGGCAGCGACCUGGAAGGUCACCAGCAGCAGCAGCCACAGCAGUUGCAGCAAUUGAAGUCGCCACAGCACUUGGAGUUGCAUCUGCAGACCACGCGGCUGAGGGUCAAGGAGGAGGCGGAGGAGGAGGAGGAUGGCCCGCUGGUCAACCCGAAUCCCAAUCCCAUUCAGAUUCCGAUGCCCCAGCGGGCCUACAGCCUCACCGACGACAGCGAGGAGUGCGACGAGAGCAGCAACUCCUCGCUGAGCUGCGAUUCCCUGCAUUCUGGUGGCCUGCUGCCCACCUCGCUGCUCCGGGACAUUCGGCUGCGGGAGCGGGAGCGGGAGCGGGAGUCCUCCGGUCCGCUGGUCACCAAGAUCGAUGGCAGGCCCCUGCAGUACGAGGCGGAUGGGUACUACACGUUCCAUGUCCACGAGCACGAGAACUUCCGCAGCUUCGGCUCGAACUCCUCGAACGAGUACGAGACGCAGGCCUUUGCGGAGGAGCCGCAGGACGAGGACUUCGCCGGCUACCGGGAUGUCCGGACGGAGGGCAAGCGCUACGGCAACUCCACCAUCCGCUCCGCCAAAGGAACCGUCAGGGGCGUCAAGAAUCGUGUGCGCAAUGGAGUAGCCACCUUCUUGCAGCUGCAACAGCCCAAUGUCAAGAACUACAUGGAAAAGGACUUGGGCAAGGUGGUCUUGUACACCACCAGCAUGGGAAUCAUCAGGGAAACAUAUGCCAAGUGCGCCAAUGUCAAGCAGAUCCUGCGCACUCUGCUAAUUAAGUUCGAGGAGCGGGAUGUCUUCAUGAGCGUGGAGUAUCAGCAGGAGAUGCGCGAGCGGAUGCACGACGAGACCAUCCGCGUGCCACAGCUCUUCGUCGAGGGCCAGCACAUUGGGGAUGCCGACGUUGUGGAGCGGCUGAAUGAGAGUGGAGAACUACGCCAGCUGCUCAAACCGUACAAAUCGAUUGCCACCGCGUAUACGUGCCAGACGUGCGGCGGAUACCGCCUGCUGCCGUGCCCCUCGUGCAGCGGAUCCAAGAAGUCGGUGCACCGGAACCACUUCACGGCGGAGUUCGUGGCUCUGAAGUGCAUGAAUUGCGACGAAGUCGGGCUGGUCAAGUGCCCCAACUGCUGAGGAAAAUGGGUGCCCGCAACCCUACUUUUCCAUCUGUAGUGCUUUUUUUUGUAUCUAUAUCAAAGAGAUUUUUUUUUGCGCAAUUCUUGUAGUCGCUUAUUAUUAACAGUUGUGAUAUUUGAGAGCAGUUCGAGCCGGAAACGGGUGGCCGAAGCGGAAGCGAAACGAAAGGGAACGGAACGGAAGCCACACAAACACACACCCACACAAAAGAGAACAACCUAUGCAUAACUAUGUGAAUUGAAGAGAUAACGAAUAAAAUAUAAAAUUUAAUUGAUUAA
Molecule: messenger RNA, 2065 nt
Organism: Drosophila biarmipes
Lineage: Eukaryota; Metazoa; Arthropoda; Insecta; Diptera; Drosophilidae
Product: glutaredoxin domain-containing cysteine-rich protein CG12206
Exons: 4
Coding region: 6-1784 (592 amino acids)
Biological process (GO): sensory perception of sound
Source: RefSeq, a predicted model, not a curated record